Metschnikowia bicuspidata var. bicuspidata NRRL YB-4993 is the source of this 1422-nucleotide messenger RNA. RefSeq names its product alpha,alpha-trehalose-phosphate synthase (UDP-forming) TPS1 (gene TPS1). The record is from RefSeq and is a predicted model, not a curated record. The transcript has a single exon. Lineage: Eukaryota; Fungi; Ascomycota; Pichiomycetes; Serinales; Metschnikowiaceae. Gene Ontology annotation, molecular function: alpha,alpha-trehalose-phosphate synthase (UDP-forming) activity. Gene Ontology annotation, biological process: cellular response to heat; trehalose biosynthetic process. Gene Ontology annotation, cellular component: alpha,alpha-trehalose-phosphate synthase complex (UDP-forming); cytosol. The coding region runs from base 1 to 1422 and encodes 473 amino acids.
AUGCCUGACGGAAAAGUGCUUGUAGUUUCCAACCGCUUGCCUGUUACAAUCACGUGCACCGGCGAUGGCGCGUACCAAUACGCCAUGUCGUCCGGCGGGCUCGUGACGGCGCUUCAGGGCCUCAAGAAAUCAACGCAAUUCCAGUGGCUCGGCUGGCCCGGCUUGGAGAUCCCCGCAGAAAAGCAGGACCAGGUGAACGCGGAGCUCAUGGCGCAGUUCAAAUGCACUGCGAUCUACCUCAGCGACACCGUGGCAGAUUUGCACUAUAACGGCUUCCUGAACAGCAUCUUAUGGCCGCUCUUUCACUACCGGCCGGGCGAGAUGAACUUCGACGAGACCGCGUGGGCCGCGUACAUCGAGGCCAACCGGCAAUUUGCCGCCAAGGUGGCGGCGCAGGUGGCGGACAACGACAUGGUGUGGGUGCACGACUACCACUUGAUGUUGUUGCCACAGAUGUUGCGGGCCGAGUUGGGCAGCACACGGCGCAAUGUACGCGUGGGCUUUUUCCUCCACACGCCGUUUCCGUCGUCAGAGAUCUUCCGCAUCUUGCCUGUACGCCAGGCCAUCUUGGAGGGCGUGUUGAGCUGCGACUUGGUGGGUUUCCACACCUACGACUACGCCCGCCACUUCUUGUCCGCGGUGGGCCGCAUUGUGCCUGGCGUGCAGACCGUGCCAAACGGCGUCGAGCACCGUGGGCGCACCAUCAGUGUUGGUGCGUUCCCCAUUGGCAUCGAUGUGGACAAGUUCACCCAGGGUGUGCAGAAGGACUCUGUGGUGGCCCGCGUGCGCCAACUCAAGGACAAGUUCAAGGACAUCAAGGUCAUCGUGGGUGUGGACCGACUUGACUACAUCAAGGGCGUACCACAGAAGCUCCAUGCGUUCGAAGUCUUCCUUACUGAAAACCCGGACUGGAUUGGCAAGGUUGUCUUGAUCCAGGUGGCCGUGCCCUCGCGCGGAGACGUCGAGGAGUACCAGAGCUUGCGGGCCAAUGUCAACGAGCUCGUGGGCCGCAUCAACGGGAAGUUCGGCACCGUGGAGUUCGUGCCCAUCCACUACUUGCAUCGCUCCGUGCCCUUCGACGAGCUUAUUAGCUUGUACCACAUCUCCGACGUGUGCCUCGUUAGCUCCACGCGCGACGGCAUGAACUUGGUCUGCUACGAGUACAUUGCCUGCCAGCAGCAGAACAAGGGCGCUCUAAUUUUGUCAGAGUUUGCCGGGGCCGCUCAGAGCUUGAACGGUGCCAUGAUUGUCAACCCGUGGAACAUCGACGAGUUGAGCGAGGCUAUUCGCGAGAGCUUAACGCUCCCGGAGGAGAAAAAAGCCAUCAAUUUCAAUAAGCUCUUCGACUACAUCUCCAAGUACACGUCCGCGUUCUGGGGCGAGCAUUUUGUCAAGGAGUUGCACAAGUUGAAGGGCGCUUGA